AUGGCUGGUCACGACCCGUCAAAUCAUAUUUCUGCUCCGAGAAGAUCGUCACCUGCGCCGCUCUCUCGUACACGCUUCUCGGCAGCAACCCUGGAACGAGAAAAAGUGUGCAAGGAUGAACCAGAGGCGAUUGUAAAAGACCUCUCGCUCAACUCGCUUACCUCGCCGGGGUCACCCUCGUCCUCCUUCCGAGGUUUCACCGCGCUGUUACCAUUGGCAUCCACUCCCGUCUCGCCACCAUACUGCACUGCGCCGCCGCUAUCCAUGCCGCGUCUGCGCCUGCUGAGCUUCACAACGGAGCUCGGCAUCGGGGCAUCCGUCUACAACAGCAUUUACCCUCGUCUGUGUACCAUCGAGUAUCUCCUCUCUGUUGCGAUGGUCAUCUACCUCUGCGCCUACGCUUUCUGCACGCUUCGGGUCUUCUGCGCGAAGAAUAUUCAUCACUAUCUCAGAGACCUUCUGGCACCCAAUACUUUCCUCCGCCGCUACAACGCCAUCGGCUACGAUAAACACGUAGACAGUCAGUGGGGGCGGUUCACUCAGCAGUACACAACGCUGGUAGAGCUCUCUGCUUUCAUGGGUGCAACAACCUUCCUCUGCCGCUGCGUGUCGAGCACUUCCAUGAGCCGCGCACCCUCGACGGCUGACUCGAUCUCAUCAUAUGACAUCAGCCAAAAUGGGCUUGCCGGCACUACGAACGGCGCUGUCACCAACAUCGGCACUCGGGGAGGAAGGCUGCCUGCAGAAAGCAGUGCUUCUGACGUUCGUGCAAGCAAGCUCGUGUCACUCGCGUUACGUGUGUGGCGUAUCAUCGCCGGGCAUUCAUGGAGUAUCCCUGCGUUCUACACCGUCACAGGAUUCAUUUUUGUGGCCGCUGUGCACGGCCCGCACUUCUUCCUUCCACUGCUCCUCAUCAUCGCCAACUACGUCAUCUUCUUGCGGCUGCAGCGCCUGUGCCCCUACUGGCUCUUCAUGGCCACCAUGUGGGCCACGCACGUCGCCGGCCUGUACAUCAUCGAGAUCGCCAAUGGGUUCGAGGGGACGUACUGGCUCCAGUACUUCUUCACCACGAGUGCUGAUGAGGCGCUGAAUCUCCUCGGAUAUGAGCAGAAGCCUCUGUGA
Leishmania braziliensis MHOM/BR/75/M2904 is the source of this 1122-nucleotide messenger RNA. Its product is annotated as putative glycerol uptake protein. The transcript has a single exon. Gene Ontology annotation, molecular function: acyltransferase activity. Bases 1 to 1122 code for a protein of 373 amino acids. Gene Ontology annotation, cellular component: endoplasmic reticulum. NCBI's taxonomy places the organism in Eukaryota, Euglenozoa, Kinetoplastea, Trypanosomatida, Trypanosomatidae. The record is from RefSeq and is a predicted model, not a curated record.